CGGGUCUUAGGAGGUUAAAGAAGGAAUCACUUUAAUGGGCUAGAUUACAGCUGUGUAUCCUGUGUGCUAACCGAGGUUACGUUAGCUCCCCGUGCCGUAAACAUGUUUAUUUCAGGAAGGAUAAGAAAUUAUUAUUUAUAGAACAACAAACCUGCUGUAAACUGUCUGCAGCUCACAAGAAGUUUAUUUAUUUAAUGCUGAUAUUCAUCAGCUGUCAGAUAUUAUUAAAAAAAAACCUUCCUGCUGUCCUCACACCGAGGUCUGAGGGACUUCAGGACUGCUGACGCUGUUUUCCAGUGUUCUGAUUGAUGGCGGGCAAAGUGAAGAAGCCGGGAAAACGCGGCCGUAAACCUGCCAAAAUCGACCUGAAGGCCAAACUGGAGCGAAGCCGGCAGAGCGCCCGCGAGUGCCGAGCCCGGAAGAAGCUAAGGUACCAGUACCUGGAGGAGUUGGUUUCCAGUAAGGAGAGAGCCAUCUGCGCCUUGCGGGAGGAGCUUGAGAUGUACAAGCAGUGGUGUUCGGCCAUGGAUCAGGGCAAGAUUCCAUCAGAGAUUAAAGCUCUGCUCACCGGAGACGAGCAGAAAAUGCCUCCAAGCGGUGGCAACAAGACGUCCAAGAACAGCAAGAACAACAUCAGUAGCAGCAAUGGGCAGAGUUAGACGCUUUUCCACCUCCUUCUCCUGCUCCUCUCCUGCAUUUCAUCACUCACACAGGACUCAUGAGACCUUUAAACCUCCAGAGAAUAAACCUCCCUCUGUUCUCAGCACGGAGGUUCACCUCCUCGUACAGUGCAUGUAGUAACCCUCACAGCCAGCAGGGGGGGUACAAAAGCUCCUGGCUGCAGGUCAGAUCCGACAUCUUCACACAGAAGCAGCAGAAAGUUGUUUGUGGAGCUGAAGCUUAAUCACCAUUCCAGUGAAUAAAGAUGUUAAACUUGAGAACACAAAUACAUGCUCUGAACUGAGGAUCAAUGUCUUUCUGUGGUGGUUUGCAGGUCACAUGACUUACUCCUGUUUCUAAACUCUUAUAGUGACGUGUGUGUGUGCAGCUGUUGGACAGCUGUUGUGUUAUUGUUGUCUGGUCAUCGGGUCAAGCCGGGCUUUCCUCUGGUUUGAUCCUGAUAACAUCUGUGAGCUGAAGGACUGACUAAACCAGCAGCGAGCAGGUCGGCGCCCGCGGCUUCUUUUCACGCACUAAAAUCUGAAAUCUUGUUUCUGAACAGCUUGUAAGCUUUUUUUUUUGUGCACCUUUGUAAACAUAGCUGAAGCACUUUCUUUUAAGAUUGUAGAAAAUGUGUGUUUAAAAUGUCUAAGAGCAAAUAAAUAAAUAAACUGUUUGAUCCUCA
Molecule: messenger RNA, 1345 nt
Organism: Maylandia zebra (zebra mbuna)
Lineage: Eukaryota; Metazoa; Chordata; Actinopteri; Cichliformes; Cichlidae
Gene: crebl2
Product: cAMP responsive element binding protein-like 2
Biological process (GO): regulation of DNA-templated transcription
Cellular component (GO): nucleus
Molecular function (GO): DNA-binding transcription factor activity
Source: RefSeq, a predicted model, not a curated record